Messenger RNA from Nerophis lumbriciformis (worm pipefish), 2360 nucleotides. Its product is annotated as actin-related protein 2-B. NCBI's taxonomy places the organism in Eukaryota, Metazoa, Chordata, Actinopteri, Syngnathiformes, Syngnathidae. The record is from RefSeq and is a predicted model, not a curated record.
AAACACCCACACCGGAUGAGCACCAUUCCCUUCUUCCUGCUCUUGUCCGGGGUUGGCGUGUCUUCCUUCCGGCUCGCCGAAAGAAAGUUGCAGGGGAGGUUCAGAGGCAACAGGGCUCAGACAGAAAUGGACAGCCAUGGCAGGAAAGUGGUGGUGUGUGACAACGGGACCGGGUUCGUCAAGUGCGGCUAUGCUGGCUCCAACUUCCCAGAGCACAUCUUUCCCGCCCUGGUCGGCAGGCCCAUCAUCCGCUCCACGGCCAAAGUGGGAAACAUUGAGAUCAAGGACCUGAUGGUGGGCGACGAGGCCAGCGAGCUGCGCUCCAUGCUGGAAGUCAACUACCCCAUGGAGAAUGGCAUCGUGAGGAACUGGGACGACAUGAAACACCUGUGGGACUACACCUUCGGUCCGGAGAAGCUCAACAUCGACUCCCGCAGCUGCAAGAUCCUCCUGACCGAGCCUCCAAUGAAUCCCACCAAAAACCGGGAGAAAAUCAUAGAGGUGAUGUUUGAGACUUACCAGUUUUCAGGAGUCUACAUCGCCAUUCAAGCCGUGUUGACGCUGUACGCUCAAGGCCUUCUGACUGGCGUGGUGGUGGACUCGGGCGAUGGCGUGACGCACAUCUGCCCAGUGUACGAGGGCUUCAGCCUGCCCCACCUGACCAGACGCCUGGAUAUCGCGGGCCGGGACAUCACCCGCUACCUCAUCAAGUUGCUGCUCCUGAGAGGCUACGCCUUCAACCACUCUGCAGACUUUGAGACGGUGCGCAUGAUGAAGGAGAAGUUGUGCUACGUGGGCUACAACAUCGAGCAGGAGCAGAAGCUGGCGCUGGAGACCACCGUGCUGGUGGAGUCCUACACGCUGCCAGAUGGCCGUGUGAUCAAGGUGGGCGGAGAGCGCUUUGAGGCCCCGGAGGCUCUGUUCCAGCCCCACCUCAUCAACGUGGAGGGCGUCGGCGUGGCCGAGCUGCUCUUCAACACCAUCCAGGCGGCCGACAUCGACACCAGGCCUGAGUUCUACAAACACAUUGUGCUCUCGGGAGGAUCCACCAUGUAUCCGGGUCUGCCCUCGCGACUGGAGAGGGAGCUCAAGCAGCUGUACCUGGAGCGUGUGCUGAAGGGAGACGUGGACAAGCUCUCGAAAUUCAAGAUCCGCAUCGAGGAUCCUCCCCGGCGAAAGCACAUGGUGUUCCUGGGCGGGGCCGUGCUGGCCGACAUCAUGAAGGACAAGGACAACUUCUGGCUGACCCGGGAGGAGUACCAGGAGAAGGGCGUCCGCGUGCUGCAAAAACUCGGCGUCACCGUCAGAUAAAGCGCCCGACACACACACACACACACACACACACAUUACAUGAUCGCACAGCGCAACACACACAUUUCCCGCCCCCCUCCCCAUAAGAGAAUAUAUCUAUUUAUCCUUCUUCUCUUCGGGCUCGUGAUGCUCCUCAAACAUCAGAGGACGCCAAGCCGCCACCUUUUGAUCUCUCCUCCUUCCUCCUCUCCCCCUCCAGCCCUGACAAACACUUCCAUCUUUGCACAGCCGGAGUUCUUAAGAAACGACGAAUCAGCGUAAAAACCGGGGACGGGGCCGCAAAGUGUAGAAGCCCCUCGCACCUGUACGCGCCUUCGAGAUCACAAUCAGGGUCCGCCUCCAAACGCCACGAGCUUUCAAGCAUCUGUCAGCGACAACUAAUCACUUUUUUUUAUUAUUAUUUUUUUUCCCCACAGACGUGUUUUUUUUUUUUUUAUAAGCCGCUUUUUCUUUUCCGGGAGAGGGAUUCCAUUUUUGUUUUUUUGCAUUUCUUUUUCAUUGCUGUGCACUACUACCAUUGCAAAUGGAGUGUAUCGUGGUAACAGAAGUUCCUCCGUGUUUUUAUGAAGACUUAAUUCCUUGAAGGGGCGAUAUAUAAAAAAAAAAAAUGAAGUAGAAGAAAAUGACGCCCCGCCCGAAGCUUGAUAUGGGUAUGUGUGAUGGUACUUUCCGGUGUGGGGGUGUUUGUCCCGCCUCAUGACGUCUUGUAUAUUUCCUCCUAAUGCGGCCAGUCACAGAAGGGCAGUUUGAUUGGGAAAAACGGCGGGCACCCAAACUUGAGAGAUUGAAGUUGUCCCCCAGCAGGCCGACGCGAUGAAUACUGGAGGCACUUCCAUUUCUUUUCCUUUUUCAUUUUGGAGUAAAUGUGUAUAUUUUUCUUUUUUUUCCUCUUUCCGUGGACGUCUCAUCCAGUGCCAAGUGCAGUUCCUUGUCAGCUGGAGCUCAUCUUUUAUGUCCCGCUCUCUUUUUUUGUCACUGUUUUUAUUUUGUUGUUCAUAGCAUAACUGCCUAACGCUGAUUUAAAUAAAGAAAAGUGAUUUAUAAGGACA